AUAUGUGUAAACCAAGAAUAAUUAUACACGACAGAAAUGUUAAAUCAGCAGCAACAAGUCAGUUUAAAGAAGUUGUGUGCGGGUCAACUUGUGAUGAAAUGUACAUCGAUAGUUUCAGAGUCAUCGAUAGGUAGAGCAGCUGUAAACCAAUCAGCUGUUGAUUGUUUUUGUUACGGAAGAGUUGAGGAAGUACAUUGUUAAGCAUGUGGAAGAAAAUAAUAUUGCCCACAACGAAUGCAUUAAAACAUCAACAAGUGAGAUCAAAGGAGUUGAAAUGGACAUCAGUCCGCCAGUUCGCAGCAAAAGCCACAGCGCCUAAGCUACUGCAACUGGAGCAGGAGCAUAUCGAUGAAGCCAUCAAAUUGGAGCCCACUCUGUCCAUUUACACGCCAGAUGUGUGGCAUCGUGCCCAUGCAACAUUUCAAAAUCAUGGACUACAGACAGUAAACUUUCUACGCAUUGUUACCGGCAAUCCCGCAGUGCUCAAACGAACCCCACAGCGCAUCAUUGAGAGUUUGGAGAUCUGGCGCAGUUGUCAGUUUGGUGAGCAUUUGUUGCAUCUGCUGUUGACAAAAUAUCCGGAGUUACUUGAUGUCAAUAAUGCACACGAAUUGCGCACACUAAACGCCUAUCUGAAGAGUCGCGUUUCAACGAACAAAAAUGUGUGGAAACUUCUGAUGAAUUGCCCGGAUUUAUUGGCGCAAUCGGAACAUAGCAUGGAACAAAAGUUGAACUAUAUGAUUGACGUAAUGCGUCUUGAAGUACCGGAGAUUGUUAAGUCAGCUGCCAUGUCGUUGCCCUUCGAUGAGCUACGCUGUCGUCAUACUUUCCUGUUGCGUUUGGGUUUAUUUAAGCCGCGUGCUCUGAAAGCAGAUCCCGAUGAAAAGACCACCAAUAACAGGCUCUAUCAGAUUACAGACACUUCAGAGAAGGCGUUUGCCACCAAAAUAUGCCAUGUCACGUUGGCCGAAUAUGAGGCAUUCAAGGAAUUGUUAGCGAAAGAAUUGGAGAGGAAGUCGCGUAAGCAAAAAGCGGAUAAUGAAGAAUUCAGUGAGGAUGAAGAUUUCAAAUAGUUAUUGUUAAGUUGUACUUUGUUUUACUAAUUACAUUUAAAUUUAUUAAAGAGAUUGUUAAGAAA
Drosophila albomicans is the source of this 1138-nucleotide messenger RNA. Its product is annotated as transcription termination factor 4, mitochondrial. The record is from RefSeq and is a predicted model, not a curated record. NCBI's taxonomy places the organism in Eukaryota, Metazoa, Arthropoda, Insecta, Diptera, Drosophilidae. Gene Ontology annotation, molecular function: double-stranded DNA binding. The transcript has a single exon. The coding region runs from base 204 to 1073 and encodes 289 amino acids. Gene Ontology annotation, biological process: regulation of DNA-templated transcription.